This is a messenger RNA of Setaria italica (foxtail millet), 2319 nucleotides long. Its product is annotated as leucine-rich repeat receptor protein kinase EMS1-like. NCBI's taxonomy places the organism in Eukaryota, Viridiplantae, Streptophyta, Magnoliopsida, Poales, Poaceae. Bases 1 to 2319 code for a protein of 772 amino acids. The transcript is spliced from 2 exons. Gene Ontology annotation, molecular function: protein binding. The record is from RefSeq and is a predicted model, not a curated record.
AUGUGCUUAUGGUUCGGCAUCCUGUGCAGCAACACCACCAGCCACAUCAUUGGACUUCGUCUUCCUGGAGCCGGCAUCAAGGGUCGGCUUGACACCUUAAACUUCACUGCAUUUCCGCAACUCACCGAGCUCAACCUCAGUAGCAAUGGCCUCCAUGGAGACAUCCCUGCUAGCAUCUCUUCGCUGCAGGCGCUGGUCUAUCUUGACCUCGGCUUCAACAGCUUCAAAAAGUUCGUACCACCAGAGCUUGGGAGCCUCUCAAACCUCAUCGACCUCCGGCUCAACAACAACAACCUCACAGGUGCCCUACCCUACAAACUCAGCAAGCUCCCCAAGAUCGUUCGCCUUGAGAUUUCUGACAACAACUUUGACAAACCAGAGUUCUCCCCAAUGCCCACCCUGCAGUUCUUUUCCAUGUACAACAUAGGCGUUAAUGGCAGCUUUCCAGAGUUCAUCUUGGAGUGCCCCAACCUGACAUUCCUUGACCUGUCGUGGAACAAAUUAUCUGGGCCGAUACUGGAGUUGAUUCCAAAGACAGCUCCAAAUCUAACAUACCUCAAAGUGAGAUCAAACAGGUUCUCUGGGCCAAUACCACCAACACUCGCAACACUACGGCAGCUGCGAUACCUGGAACUCUCAAAUAACAAUUUCACCGGUAUUAUCCCCUGGGAGCUUGGUACACUUGCAGCAUUGCUAGUACUUGACCUCCAAAACAACCCACUCAGUGGACCAAUCCCUGUUGAGAUCUGCAAUCUUUCAAACUUGUACUGGCUCAAUGCUGCAGGAAUCAACCUCAGUGGAACAAUACCACCAUGUAUCAGCGGUAUGGCGGGCAUUGGCACGCCUCGAACUCUGGAACAAUCAACUGGAGGAUUGACUGGCCCUGUACCAAAGGAUCUUGGCCAGGGGCAGCCACUUGUUAUUGUAGACUUGUCCAACAAUGACUUCUCUGGAGAAUUACCUCCCACACUAUGCAACAACUUUCGGUUAGAACAACUAGUGGUGAACAAUAACAGUUUGUCAGGCUUGCUUCCAGCAUGCCCAAAUUUGACUUAUGCUUGGGUAGGUCAAAACAAUUUCUCGGGUGACAUCUCACAUGUGAUUGGAAAAUACCCCAUCCUGCGUGGACUUGACGCAUCAAGAAAUCAAUUUACAGGAAUGAUUCCACCAGAGUUCUGUCAAUUACUUUUUCUGGAGUUCUUGGACCUUUCAAACAACCAGCUGUAUGGGGAGCUCCCCAGUUGCUUGAUGAAACUUCAACUAUUGGACUUUGUAGAUUUGUCGAGAAAUGCCUUCUCUGGCAAAUUCCCAACCCUAACAAGCCCUAACUGUUCACUGACAUCACUGCACUUGGCAAACAACAACUUCACUGGAGGCUUUCCUUCUUCCUUAAGUUACUGCAGUAAUUUAACAAUUUUAGAUCUCGGCAACAACAAAUUCAAUGGGGAAGUUCCUUCAUGGGUAUCACAAAAAAUGCCUUCCCUUAAGGUUCUCCAGCUCCGCUCAAAUAUGUUACAGGGAUGCAUACCCUGGCAAUUAUCACAUCACUCUCAACUGCAGCUACUUGAUUUAGCCAACAACCAGUUGAAUGGCUCUAUACCAAGGCAUUUUGCUAACUUCGCAUCGAUGAUACAGCAGAACAACGGGUCCUACUUGGGAUCAACACACAUUUUGCUUACAUACUCAAAUCGAUCUCUGACCCCAUAUUCUGACAGAAUUAAUCUAUUUUGGAAGGGGAAAUAUUAUACAUUCGAGAAGGCAAUUGCUCAAAUGACGGGUAUUGAUUUAUCGAGCAAUCUUUUGUCGGGCGAGAUACCUACGGAGUUGACAAACCUAAAGGGCCUCCAGUUGCUAAAUCUGUCGAGAAACAAUCUAUCUGCUGGCAUCCCAAAUGAUAUUGGCAAUCUGAAGGCCCUAGAGUCCCUGGACUUAUCCUGCAAUGAACUUUCAGGCCAUAUACCAGAUAGCCUCUCCAGCUUGACAUUUCUCAGCUCUCUCAAUCUCUCCAACAAUCAGCUGUCAGGUCCGAUACCCACAGGUGGCCAGCUCAACACAUUAAACGAUCCAUCAAUUUACAGCAAUAACGCUGGGCUUUGCGGACUCCCUUUGAAUAUAACGUGCUUAAAUAGAAGUUCUGGAUCAGCAGCGGAUAUGGAUGAAGAUCGAGGAAUUUACUACUCCACACUUGUGGGGUUUGCUCUAGGAUUCUGGUUGUGGUUUGGAGCACUAAUUUUCUCUGAUUCCUGGGGGAUUGCUGUUCUAAGCUUCAUUGAUCAUGUGCUGAACAAGAUUAUGCAAAGGAUACAGAACUGUUAUUAG